AUUCUUGUGGGCGGAGAACAAAUUUCGGUUCCGGGUGUUUUUACACUUCUCUCGAAGGCGUUCAUUUGUCUGAUUAUGGUCUUAAAUCAUAAAGUUAAAAAAAUUCACGAACAUUCACGGUAGAGAACAGUUUUAUUGAAAGAACAAACAGAACAUCAGCAAAGAUGACAACACGAUCAGAGAGAGAGAAGGCCCUGAAACUCAACGAGCAGCAUCAGGCCAUUCUGUCCAAAAUGCUGAGAGAGGACGACAACAAAUACUGCGCCGAUUGUGAGGCGAAAGGUCCAAGGUGGGCAUCAUGGAACCUGGGAGUGUUUAUCUGUAUCCGAUGUGCUGGCAUCCACAGGAACCUUGGGGUUCACAUAUCACGGGUCAAAUCUGUCAACCUGGACCAAUGGACAGCAGCACAAAUACAGAGCAUAGUAGAUAUGGGCAACUCCAAGUCCAGGCAGCUUUAUGAGGCGAACCUUCCAGACAACUACAGAAGGCCUCAGACAGACCAGUAUCCUUACAACUACACACACACACACACACAGACACGCACAGUCUCUCUCACACUCACUCACUCUCUCUCACACUCUCACACACACCGCGGUUCCCAAAAAGCUUCCCGUAACACACGUACUUGCCCCUUUAUAAUAUUGCUACAUUUUUUUCCCCCCUUAACCCCUGACCCCAGAGCAGUGGAGUUCUUCAUCAGGGACAAGUAUGAGAAGAAGAAAUACUACAGCAAAAAUGUGACCAAUGGACACAGCCCAAAAGACAAGGAGAGCAAGCGAGAGAAGGAAACUGAUAGAGGAACCAAGCUGUCAUACAAUGCCAAAAGUGAAGAGACCCGCCAUGCCCCCAAAGCCAGUCCUGUGAAGACAGCAGAACCUCCCGUCAACCUACUUGGCCUUGAUGCACCAACACCUGCCCCUGCUAACAACGGUAGUGCUGCUAGCACAGCAAGUCACGACUUGGAUAUCUUUGGCCCCAUGGUGUCCAACCCCCUCCCCUCAUCUAAUGCUGCUGCUCAUUUCUCUCAGGCUAGCUCCAGUACCCCAGCCAGCACCCCAACACAACCCCCAGCAGCAACCCCAUCCUCGGGCUCUGCCCAGGGAAACCUGGACCUGUUCAGUGAGACUGGUGGUGGAGGGGGCAUUAAGGGGGAGGACACCGGGGCCAAGAAACCCCUCUCCAAGGACUCCAUCCUGUCCCUGUACGGGAACACCAGUAUGCCUCAGAUGCCCCAGCACCAGCAGGCCCCGCCUGCUGGUAUGUACAUGAACCCCGCCCAGAUGCAGUUUCCAGUAGGCAUCCCCCAGCAGCAGGUCCCUGCUGGCUACCAGGCCUUCCCUGGCAUGGGCACAGGCAUGCCCCCCACCACCGUCAUGGGUGCCAUGAUGGCUCAGAACGGAGCUGCCAUGAUGGGACCCAACACAGGCAUGAUGGUUGGCAUGACGAUGCCCAAUGGUUUCAUGGGACAAGCGCCCGCGGCCGGGAUGGUUGGCAUGGCUCCGAGGAUGAUGGGGGUACCACAGGGGGGGAUGCCCGCGGGUAUGGUGCCCGCUCAGGGCAUGCAGGGGAUGUAUGCCGUCCAGCCUGGGCAGCAGGGCCACUGGAACAUGGGACAGAUGAACCAGCAGAUGUCAGGGAUGAGUCUGAACGGUGCCGGGGGGGCCAUGGCCUUCGGUCAGCCUGCCUCCACCAUGGGAGGCUGGGCCGCGGCACCCUCCGGUCAGACCCUCAGCAACCAGCUCUGGAAGUGACCACCCCCCACCCCUGGAGGUCAAAGGUUAGGGAUUGGGGGUCAGGGCAGCGGCAGAGGAGAUUGCAACCAGGGGGUCUGAAAUCCAACAUCCAACCCCCCCAGUAACCUUACUAUGAACUGAUGCCCGUUUUCAAAUUGAUACUGACCACUCUCCAACAUCGAGCUUAUCUGGCUGUUCGCAUACUGAAGCGAUGCAGCCUUGUUUCCUUGUUUCCUUCAGGUAAUCACAGAUCCAUUGGUGAUUGGACAGGUGAAAGCAAGGUGACCGUCUUAUUAGUCUGACUAACCCAAUCAGAUCAGUGAUUACUUCAAGGAAGGAAGGAAGCAUUUCUGCAAGUAUUCAAACGGGGCACAUCUCUCUCUUUCUGUCACUUUCUAUCCAUUGCGCUCUCUUUCCGUCUCUCUUUUGUGAGUAAAUUGGGAGUGCUCAUACACCAUCAUACGCAGGCUGGCAGUCAGUGCCUGUUACAUGUUGUGGAUAUCAUAACUCUUUUCAUUUUCCUUUUUUGGAGGGAAAAAAAACAACAACCACAACAAUGUAAACAAAUACAACAACAAAGACAUCAUCGACAACAUAUCGAAAAAGCUGCAGGACCAGUUACACAAGCUUUUAUUGUAUCAUUAUAAAAAUUAUUAUAGAGAAUUAAAGAAUAGUAUUUAAACUUUGGGAGAAGACAUGGCUAUAAUUUCUGUGAAUACUGCUCUCCUAUGUACAGCUCUGUAUAACAUUUUAAACUACAUGUGGUUCCCCUACAAAAUAAAGUAUGAUAAACCAA
Molecule: messenger RNA, 2529 nt
Organism: Oncorhynchus kisutch (coho salmon)
Lineage: Eukaryota; Metazoa; Chordata; Actinopteri; Salmoniformes; Salmonidae
Product: stromal membrane-associated protein 1-like
Exons: 9
Coding region: 165-1751 (528 amino acids)
Biological process (GO): regulation of clathrin-dependent endocytosis
Cellular component (GO): cytoplasm
Molecular function (GO): metal ion binding; GTPase activator activity
Source: RefSeq, a predicted model, not a curated record